AUGUCCACUCCUUCAUCAACUACGAAGAACGAACGAAGACAACUCGAUCCAGAGACCAUUACAAGGCUUCGGACGGUGUACAAGACAAUCAAAACUAUAGAAACAGUACUGAUCAGCUCACCAGUCACUUUGGAUGAUGUAUCUGAUCGACGCCAGUUUGUACUAGCUUGCGAAGAGCUCAUAUGCACCGAUUAUGAGCUAGCAUGCAAGUAUGAGAUCGAAGCUAAACUAUGGAAGACCGGAGUCUAUCCACUGGUCGAAGCAUUUCGCAACAUGGCUCAACAAUCAUCAUCGGAUCGAAUGGUCUUUGAUGAGUUUACGUGUCAAGCAAGACGAGUUUAUCAGAAUAUAGUACAGUGCUUAAAAGCAUUACGGCCUACAGGUGGUGCUAAUACUACAGAGCCACUCGAAUGGUACAAGGGCUUAGGCUGGUUGGGAGAUCUAGCUAGGUACAGAGCAAUGUAUUUAUACAGAUCACGGCCCUCUUCUGCUGGAGCUUCAGAUCCGAAUUCCGAGUCUAGUAGUGCCAUUACGAUGAAGCAACAAGGAGAGUGGAUGGAAGCCAAACACAUGUACGAUAAUGCUGCCCUCUUAUCACCAAAUAAUGGCUUGUAUCAUCACCAGAUGGGCCUUGUAUCUGUGCAAAUGGAUCUAAUGGUCCCGGCUUUGUAUUAUUACAUGAGGUCGCUGACUGUAAAGUCACCAUAUGUAGCUACCAAGGAUAGUCUCAUCUCACUCUUCCAAAUUGCUGAGAAGAGACGUAAAGCAGCAGCAUCUAUAAAUCCUGAUGGUAAAAAGGAGGCUAGUGGUAGCAGUAAUAGUACGAGUAAUGGUAGAUCUGCUGGUAAAAGUAGCAAUAGUAAAGAAUCCAAGGCAUCAAACAGGAAGAAGCCACCGAAACGAACAAGACCACCUAGCCCAGCAGAGAUGGAUGGCUUGUUUAUACGACUACACGAAAUCCUACAUACAAGAAUCAGUCUUGAUUUGUUUGACGAGUGUAAAUCAGAACUCGUUGAUGCCUUACGUGGUCAGUUAGAACGUAAAUCUUCACCACUAGAUGGUCGCUGGUGGUUGCAAGUAGCCAUUUGUAAUAUUGCUCGAGUUUGGUUGUUGGGAACACCGCCUCAUGAUAAUAAUGUGUCGAUUCAAGUAGCAUCAGGUCAUUCAGUGGCCUUGUUAUUAGAAGUAGCACUAGUAAUAUUAGCUCACAUGUUAUCAGAUGCGGAGAAGGAGGCGACGCCGACAGUAUCGGAUAGUAAAAGGUUUGAUUCGUCAUCCACCAUAUAUCUAGAAUUGUUGCUUGUCUUUCUUGUCAACUUGAAUGCUGAAUGGAGAUGCAACGUAAGGCCUAGCAUACGGUUCUGGAAAUCCCUAGCCCAGCUCGGCAACACUAUAUCUGUAAAUUUAUCAGCACUACCAUCUAGUAAUAUCAUACCGAGUCUGGCUUACGAUUGGGAAAUGAGAGGAUUCACUCCAUUCCGAGCCACGACCCAUUCGACUAAACGGUUUGAAAUGUGGCUAGUAGAUCACAGUAUCUCUUUUGAUCAAGUUGUAGAAGAUUUGAUGACUGAAGGUAGAGCUUUUGACACCCCAGUGAUAGUAGACAAUCAGACAUCCAUAACCCACAUGAACAAAGACAUUAGCAGUAACAAUCACGGCAAUAAGACUACAUCCAAUGACAAUCAAGCAGAAGUAGAUCAGACACCAUCCAACGUUAGUCAAACGCCAGCAGUAGAGCAAACAUCUAGUAACAGCAUCAAUCCUCAAGUAACAUCACAACAGCAAGGCAUCGGUAAAGAAGGCCGUAUUCUAUGGCUGAUGGUUCAGCUAUCCAAGAAUUGGUCUGAAGCGUUUAGUUUGGUUGAUGAUCAAUUUAGUUAUACUGGUCCUGAAGAAGACCAGCUUGAUACUAGUGUUGGCCGUAAAGCUAGAAGCUCGGACGAAGAGAACGAGUCUCAAGACGAUGAAGAUAGUGAUAGGGUCAUGAGAAAUAGCACUCGUCCAGUGAAGGCCAAUCCUAUGCGCAUCAAGAAGGGAGUGACGACAUUGGUAUUCGAUACAAACUGUUGGCUGGCGGAUUUAGCGUGGAUUCAGAUUUUGGUAGCUGAUUCAUGGCAGAUCGUCGUACCACUAGCUGUGAUUACUGAAUUAGAUGGUCUCGCUACUGGUAAAGAUCGACAAAAUAACUCGGGAGCAGCAGCAGCCGCCUUCACAUACCUCGAUUCCUACUUCAACGCACAAACAUCGAGAAGAAACAUAAAAAUCAUGACGAGCAGAGGAAACUAUCUCCCGGACCUGAGUAUUAGAAUGGAAUCAUGGGCUGGUGAUGAAAGAGAGUUGAAUUCCAUGGAUGAUGUUAUUUUGUACACGUGUCGUCAAUUGCUGUCGUUGAAGAGUGGAGGCAGUGGGACUACGAGUCAUACUGGUGUACUAUUGGUGACAAACGAUGGUAAUUUGAGGCUGAAAUCGCGGGCCUCUAAUCUGGAAGCACUCCGAAUGGCUGAAGCAAAAAAAGCCAUCAAGACCUAG
Molecule: messenger RNA, 2529 nt
Organism: Synchytrium microbalum
Lineage: Eukaryota; Fungi; Chytridiomycota; Chytridiomycetes; Synchytriales; Synchytriaceae
Exons: 5
Coding region: 1-2529 (842 amino acids)
Biological process (GO): nuclear-transcribed mRNA catabolic process, nonsense-mediated decay
Cellular component (GO): telomerase holoenzyme complex
Molecular function (GO): protein binding; telomerase RNA binding; telomeric repeat DNA binding
Source: RefSeq, a predicted model, not a curated record